AUGGCAAUGAGCAAUGGUACAUACGGCGAAGAUCAUGACCGCACAAACAGAGGAUCCGUCGAAGCAGAGGAAAAGCACAAGAAGGAACUGAAAGUGCUGAACGACAAACUUGACAAACUGCUUAUAGUCCAGCAAAAACAGUCGCCAGGGUUACUACAAGAACAACCCCAAUAUGUCCUAUCGACGAAUGUAGAGAACCCCCAGGACCAAGUCUAUCCUCCUCAAGCCAACACGUCUGGUCAAGGAAAGAUGUACCCAACUAAACCACGUGAUGGGUACAACAAAAAUUACCAAGGAGGCUAUCAGAAAAACACCUCUGUUCCACCUGGAUUCGAAGCCAAGCAAGGUCCACAGGAACCUGGAGUCAAGCAGAUGCUUCAGCAACUACUUCAGGGACAGUCUACCGGAAACGUGGAUCUCAACAAGCGACUCUCUGAGAUUAAUGGGAGAAUUGACUUCUCGCACCACGACCUUCAGACUAAGAUUGAAGCUCUCACAAGUAGAAUCCAUCAGCUUGAACACAAAGGCGGAACAGCUUCCUCAUCCAGAACGCAAGGUCAACUUCCGGGUAAAGCAGAGCAGAAUCCCAAGGAAUACGUACAAGCAAUUACAUUGAGAAGUGGACGCGCUUUACCUCCAAGAACAGGACCCGCACCAGUCAAUGAGGACAUUGAGGAACAAGAGGAGGAGAUUUCAGUUGAAACUGAAGCCACGGCACCUGUGAUUGAAGAGGAACUACCAGUUCAAGAGAAAGAGAAAGCACCAGAGGAAGUGCAAAAGAAGAAGAAAGCCCCAGCUUUCGUUCCUCCUCCUUACAAACCGCAACUUCCCUUUCCUGUUCGAUUCAAGAAACAACAGCUUGAGAAAGCUAGAGCCCUGUUCGAUAAGCAAAUAAAGGAGAUUGAUAUUACAAUGCCCUUCUUGGACGCAUGUAUGCUUAUCCCUCCCUAUCAGAAAUUCCUCAAGGACGCUGUAACCGAGAGGAGAAAAGAGGUUCAGGGCAUGGUCGUUCUUUCUCAGGAAUGUAGUGCAAUCAUCACUAGGAAAGUGGUUGGGAAGAAGUUUGAAGAUCCGGGCAGUUUCACUCUUCCUUGUUCUAUUGGUCCUCUGGCAUUCAACCGAAGCUUGUGUGAUCUUGGAGCAGGCGUAUCUGUAAUGCCACUCACGGUAGCUAAAAGGCUUGGGUUCGAGAAGUAUCAAAAGUGCGACGUUUCCUUGGUACUUGCGGAUAGAUCAGUACGCAUCCCAGUGGGUAUGCUCGAGGACUUGCCUGUGCGAGUAGGAAACGUGGAGAUACCCACUGACUUUGUUAUCCUUGAGAUGGACGAAGAACCCAAGGAUCCGCUGAUCUUGGGAAGGCCCUUUUUGGCAACCGCUGGAGCUAUCAUCGAUGUUCAGAGAGGGAAGAUUGAGCUAAACUUUGGAGAUGACUUCAAGCUCAGCUUCGACAUCAAGAGGUCGAUGAAGAAACCAACCAUUGAUGGACAGCUCUUCUGGGUAGAGACUUUGGAUCAGUUGGCAGACGAGUAUCUAGAGGAGUUAGCCACAGAGGACCAGCUUCAGCUAACCUUGACUGAGAAAGCGGAGGAAAAGAGCUACUUCAACACCGAAUCCUUGGAGUAUGCUCGACUCUUAGACUCCCACAGAGGGACUGUUCCCAAUGACGUGGUUGAGGAAAUCAUAGGACGCUCCGUGAGAGUUGAGGAAAUCCACAAGGUAGAGGCAGAGCACGACCUCGAGCAACCUUCAGACGAUGACUGGAGCGAGCUCAAAGCCCCAAAGGUGGACCUCAAGACCUUACCAGAUGGGCUAAGGUACGCAUUUCUUGGACCAAAUUCAACUUAUCCCGUAAUUGUGAACCAAGAACUUACCCCACCCCAAUUAACCUCCCUCCUUAAUGAGUUGAGGAAGUUCAGGAGAGCAAUUGGUUACUCUUUAGAGGACAUCAAAGGCAUAUCUCCUGAGCUUUGUACUCAUCGCAUUCACCUUGAUAACGAAUCUAAGGGAUCUAUUGAACACCAAAGACGCUUAAAUCCCAACCUCAAAGAGGUGGUGAAAAAGGAAAUCCUUAAGUUGCUUGACGCCGGCGUGAUCUACCCUAUCUCGGAUAGUACUUGGGUCUCGCCGGUACACUGUGUGCCCAAGAAAGGUGGAAUCACAGUAGUCAAGAACGAAAAAGACGAAAUGAUCCCAACCAGAACCAUAACCGGUCACCGAAUGUGCAUAGAUUACCGAAAGCUCAAUGCGGCGACUAGGAAGGAUCAUUUUCCACUGCCUUUCAUCGAUCAGAUGCUUGAGCGGUUGGCAAACCAUCCUUUCUAUUGCUUCCUUGAUGGCUAUUCGGGAUUCUUUCAAAUCCCCAUCCACCCUAAUGACCAAGAGAAAACGACCUUCACAUGUCCCUAUGGAACUUUUGCCUAUAAACGUAUGCCCUUUGGAUUGUGUAACGCUCCGGCGACUUUCCAAAGGGUUCUCAAGCGCUGCGAGGAGACGAACCUAGUGCUCAAUUGGGAGAAGUGUCACUUUAUGGUCAGGGAAGGGAUCGUCUUGGGACACAAGAUAUCAGAAAAGGGGAUAGAGGUUGAUCAAGCAAAGAUUGAAGUGAUGAGUCAGCUUGCUCCACCAAAGACAGUCAAGGACGUGAGAAGUUUCCUUGGGCACGCUGGUUUCUAUCGGAGAUUUAUCAAGGACUUCUCCAAAAUAGCUCGUCCUUUGACACGCCUCUUGUGCAAGGAGACUGAGUUCCUGUUUGACGAGGAGUGCCUUAAGGCAUUUGAGAUGAUCAAGACUGCCUUGGUCACGGCCCCGAUUGUGCAAGCACCAAACUGGGACUACCCUUUCGAGAUCAUGUGUGACGCUAGUGACUACGCCGUGGGAGCUGUGCUUGGCCAGAGGAUAGACAAAAAGCUCCACGUGAUAUAUUACGCAAGCAGAACCAUGGACGAUGCCCAAGGACGAUACGCAACAACUGAGAAAGAGCUCUUGGCAGUAGUCUUUGCGUUCGAGAAGUUCAGAAGUUAUCUCGUGGGUUCAAAGGUGAUAGUCUACACUGAUCAUGCGGCCUUAAGACAUCUGUUGGCAAAGAAGGACACCAAGCCAAGGCUCCUGAGAUGGAUACUUCUUCUCCAGGAAUUCGAUCUCGAGAUUUUGGAUAAGAAAGGGGUUGAGAACGGAGUUGCGGAUCAUCUCUCAAGGAUGAGAGUAAAUGAACCGCACCUAUCGACGAUACUCUGCCUGAGGAACAGCUACUCUUGGUGGAAAGUCUGGGAAAAGCGUAGGUUUGGCAGUUCGGAGGUGCAUAGCUCAGGAGGAAGUAGAGGAAUACUCGAGCAUUGUCACGGAUCGAGCUACGGAGGUCACUUUGCGACUUUCAAAACAGCUUCCAAAGUUCUUCAAGCCGGAUUCUGGUGGCCAAGCCUUUUCAAAGACACUCACGACUUCAUUGCAAGGUGUGAUAGAUGCCAACGAGAAGGGAGCAUUUCCAAGCGCAAUGAAAUGCCACAAAACCCGAUACUUGAGGUGGAAGUGUUUGAUGUAUGGGGCAUCGACUUCAUGGGCCCUUUCGAGCCACCUUCUCACGGGAAUAGAUACAUCCUUGUGGCGGUUGACUAUGUGUCCAAGUGGGUCGAGGCAAUCGCUUCCCCAACGAACGAUGCCAAGGUUGUGCUCAAGCUAUUCAAAAGCAUCAUCUUCCCGAGAUAUGGAGUGCCAAGGGUUGUAAUAAGCGAUGGAGGAAGCCACUUUAUCAACAAAGUCUUCGAGAACUUGCUGAAGAAGUAUGGAGUCAAGCAUAAGGUAGCGACACCAUACCAUCCUCAGACAAGUGGUCAAGUGGAAGUGUCGAACAAGCAGAUAAAGGGGAUCCUCAGGACGAUUGUGGGAGUCACCAAGAAGGACUGGGCAGUUAAGUUGGACGACGCUCUCUGGGCUUACAGGACCGCCUAUAAGACGCCAAUAGGAAGGACACCUUUCUCGCUCCUUUACGGGAAAUCGUGUCACCUUCCGGUGGAGAUUGAGUACAGAGCACUCUGGGCAAUCAAACUGCUCAACUUCGACAUCAGGUCUGCCCAAGAGAAGAGGGGUUUCGACUUACAUGAGUUGGAAGAGAUCAGGCUGGACGCAUAUGAGAGCUCCAAGAUUUACAAAGAACGGACUAAGGCAUUUCACGACAAGAAAAUUGUGCCUAAGGUCUUCAAGGUUGGAGAAUAUGCGCUGCUUUUCAACUCGAGAGCUAAGUUGUUCCCUGGGAAGCUCAAGUCCAAGUGGUCGGGCCCGUUUGAGAUUAAGGACGUCCUUCCUUAUGGAGCUGUCACUUUGCUUAACAACAAUGGCGAGGAGUUCACGGUGAAUGGCCACAAGCUCAAACCGUAUUUGGGCCAACGCAUUCAAGGAGAAGGAGUCUCAACUCCUCUUCCGGACGCUCCCUUAGCCUAA
Molecule: messenger RNA, 4434 nt
Organism: Microthlaspi erraticum
Lineage: Eukaryota; Viridiplantae; Streptophyta; Magnoliopsida; Brassicales; Brassicaceae
Source: the annotation of a GenBank genome assembly